AUGGCCGAGCCUGCUCAGCCCAUACAGAAGAGGCGCCUACUGCGGAUGACCGUGGCACAUUACCGCCAACCACAUGUCAGUGAAGAGGAUUUCCAUCGCUGGGUCACCGAGCAACACGCCGCACGCGCGGCCAAGCUUCAUGCCAAGAAUGGUAUCGAGGGGUUUUCUAUAUAUUUUGCUCCUAGAUCAUUUCGUGACAUGACGGAAGAGCUUAAUGCCAAACGCGGAAAGCCAUGGGUUGUCCGUGACUACGAUGCUCAAGUCGAGUUUCUGUUUCGCGAUAUGGAGACUUUCUACAAGGGGGCAUCUGAUCCCGACUUUCAAUCGCUACAGGCAGAAGAGGAACCUUUUAUUAGUGGCAUCCACGCGGAAGUCAGUGUUGGUUGGAUAGAGACAUAUGUUAGCGAUGGGAAGGUUGUGAAUAUUGGUGAAGAUGGUAGGCCCAACUACCCAGAAUUUAAGGAAUUGAAUGUUGCCCCAUAG
Aspergillus tanneri is the source of this 483-nucleotide messenger RNA. Its product is annotated as EthD domain-containing protein. Gene Ontology annotation, molecular function: oxidoreductase activity. The coding region runs from base 1 to 483 and encodes 160 amino acids. The record is from RefSeq and is a predicted model, not a curated record. The transcript is spliced from 2 exons. Lineage: Eukaryota; Fungi; Ascomycota; Eurotiomycetes; Eurotiales; Aspergillaceae.